UCUCUGAUCUUCAUUUUAGGCUACUGUAUGUAGAAAUUUCUGUACCACUCUCUCUUUCGGUAGCCAUGGAACCUCUUUCGCUCAUUUUGCUUUUGGCUUUCUUACUUUCAAUACCAAAUUUUUGCUUGGGAAGGGAUUUAAUUACUAAAACCCAAUUCCUUAGAGACGGAAACACCAUUGUUUCAGAGGGUGGAACCUUUGUAAUGGGAUUCUUUAGCACCACCAAUUCCUUAAACCAUUACAUAGGUAUAUGGUACAGACAAGAUCCAGUUAAGACAGUGGUUUGGGUUGCAAACAGAGAUGCUCCACUUGCUGACACAUCUUCAGCAGUCUUGAAGAUCACCUUGGGAGGCCAACUUGCACUUCUUGGAGACAAGGGUCAGGCUGUUUGGUCUGCGAACACAUCAAGAUCGCUGCGAAAUCCGGUUGCAGAGUUGCUAGAUACUGGGAACCUUGUGGUUAGAGAUGCAGAUGAUGAUGAAAAGCUGCAGAAUUUUCUGUGGCAAAGUUUUGAUCAUCCAACUGAUCAUUGGUUAUCUGGAAUGAAGUUAGGGUGGAAUUUACAGACGGGUCAUGAGGUAUUUUUUACAUCUUGGAAGGGUGAAAAUGACCCAUCUUCAGGCCAAUAUACACUGCACCUGGAUCCUACUGGAUACCCACAAUAUAGUCUUAAGAAUAGAACAACUGAGAUUUUUAGCUCAGGUCCAUGGAAUGGUUUGCGCUUUAGUGUAGCACCAAUAGAACAGAGCAACACCAACGUGCCUUAUGGACUGGUAAGAAAUAAAAAGGAGGUUUAUGUUUGGUAUAAUACCAGUAUUUAUUCGGGUUUACAUAGAUUUCUUCUUACAAGCAAUGGUAUUCUAAAAUUAUGGGUAUGGGAAGAUGACAUCAAACAAUGGGUGAGCUUUUAUAGCGAACCGGCAAAUAUUUGUGGCACAUAUGGUUUAUGUGGUGGAAAUGGUGUCUGCAACAUACAUGAAUAUUAUCAUAGUUGCGGAUGUCUGGCUAACUUUUUGCCUAAUAAUAAUGCUACAGAUAGAUUGUCAGUAGGAUGUCAUAGGAGAAAACCUCUUAAUUGCCAUAAUAAUGGAUCCUCAUCAGAUGGAUUCCUCAAAUAUUCUAGUAUCAAAUUGCCAGAUACAAAGCACUCUUGGUAUAAUGAAUCUAUGAGCCUUCAAGAGUGUGAACGACUUUGCUUGAGGAAUUGCUCUUGUAUGGCUUAUUCCACUCUCAAUAUAAGUAAUGGAGGAAAUGGGUGUUUGAUUUGGUAUGAUGAUUUAGUUGAUAUGAGAAUAAUACCGGAUGGGCAAGACAUAUACAUCAGACAGGCUGCUAGUGAAAUACCAGGGUUAACACCAGAACCACAUCACUUAAACUCAUUGGGGAGGAAAAUAAAAAUCCUUGUGCUUUGUUUGUCGAUGCUGGUUGUAAUAGUUCUUGUUGGGGUGUCUCUUUACUUGUAUAUUUGCAAAUUAAAAAGGAAAGAACAAAAGUUGAAGCAAGAAUUAGAGCUCCCACGUUUCGAUUGGUCAACAAUAUCAAGAGCUACAAAUAACUUCUCAGUGAUGAACAAGUUAGGCCAAGGUGGAUUUGGAGCUGUAUACAAGGGUGCAUUGGAUGGGGGAGAAGAAAUAGCUGUAAAGAGACUAUCAAAGAAUUCCACUCAAGGUCUUGAGGAAUUCAUGAAUGAAGUCAUUUGUAUUGCCAAAUUACAACAUCGAAAUCUUGUUAAGCUUUUGGGGUGCUGCAUUAGCGGCGAAGAAAAGAUGUUGAUCUAUGAAUACAUGCCUAACAAAAGUUUGGACUUCUUCAUAUUUGAUCAAACAAAGAAAAGGUUGCUUGAUUGGCCAAAACGCUUCAACAUAAUUAAUGGAGUUGCGCGAGGGUUAUUAUAUCUCCAUCAAGAUUCUCGACUAAGAAUAAUUCAUAGAGAUCUAAAAACUAGUAAUGUUUUGCUUGAUGCUGAUUUGAAUCCAAAGAUAUCAGACUUUGGCUUGGCUAGGAGUAUACUAGGAAAUGCAACUGGAGAUAACACAAAACGAGUUGCUGGAACAUGUGGGUAUAUGUCUCCAGAAUAUGCCGGACAUGGAAUCUUUUCUAUUAAAUCAGAUGUGUUUAGCUUUGGUAUUUCAGUACUUGAGAUAGUCAGUGGUAGGAGAAAUAGUGAGUUUAUCAAUGAAGAUCAAUACGUGGCUCUUCCCGAACAUGCAUGGAAGCUUUAUAGAGAAGGAAACUCAAUUGCGCUGGUUGAUGAGCAUAUAACUGGUUCAUAUGAUGUAGUUCAAGUUCUAAGGUCAAUCCAUGUCGGCCUUCUAUGUGUGCAACACUCUCCAGAGGAUAGACCAGAUAUGUCAUCUGUAGUUCAUAUGUUGGUUAAUGAUUUAGCAUUACCUCAGGCUAAAGAGCCUGGCUUCUUUUUUGGCAAGGAAUAUUCUUCAGGGACACAUGCAAAAGGUUCUCAAAAUGAAGUUACAAUUACGACAUUAAAUCCUCGUUGAAUGUAUAAUUUAGAUUUAUUUUAGUUCCUUUGAUAUUAAAAGAUAUACUAGAUUAUAUCCAUUGAUGCUUACUAGUUUGAAAUGUAGACAUCAAUAAGAAA
Messenger RNA from Ipomoea triloba (trilobed morning glory), 2599 nucleotides. RefSeq names its product G-type lectin S-receptor-like serine/threonine-protein kinase At4g27290. Lineage: Eukaryota; Viridiplantae; Streptophyta; Magnoliopsida; Solanales; Convolvulaceae. The transcript is spliced from 6 exons. The coding region runs from base 66 to 2498 and encodes 810 amino acids. The record is from RefSeq and is a predicted model, not a curated record. Gene Ontology annotation, biological process: protein phosphorylation; recognition of pollen. Gene Ontology annotation, molecular function: protein serine/threonine kinase activity; ATP binding.